Molecule: messenger RNA, 1421 nt
Organism: Durusdinium trenchii
Lineage: Eukaryota; Dinophyceae; Suessiales; Symbiodiniaceae
Source: the annotation of a GenBank genome assembly
AAAAAAACGUCCACACCAGGUUGAACACCACCCCAUGGGACCUUUGGGAAUCACCACCCCAUGGACCCCCCGCUGGUCAACCAUUCCGCUCCGGACGAGCUCGGCUCCAGGUGCAACGAAGAGGUGGACGCCCCUCCGGUCUUGCACCGCUCCUUGCUGAGUUUGCUGCGCGCGGAGCUGGCCUCCCAGGAGGAGCCAUCAGAGCUGAUGCAGAUUGUGGCGGAAUACUUGGCAGUGGAGCGAUGCCUGUGGCCGGUGCAUUCGCUGGGAUCUGUGGCCACCGCCCUCCAGCGAUGGGGCCGGCAAUGUCCAGCUAUGCCACAAGUCGCUACUGGCUUACUUCGAGUCCUCCAACGGAGACUCUCUCGGCCACAGCAUAGAGGCAUUUCCCCAGAGCUCCUGCUGAAAUGCCUGGGCGCAGCUUUACCGCUCGCUCCAGAGCACAGGCAUGGGUGGUACGACUUCCAGCUGCAGCAGAUCUUAAAGCAGCUACUGCCAAAAGCAGCCGACUUACGCCCAGGUCAGCUGGUGGCGUUGGUGGAGCUUUCGGGCAUGGCCUGGGAAGGUGCAAACCCAGACUUCCGCGAGGCUCUGCAAGCUCCUUUUGAAGCGCUUCGGUCCACCGUGUACCAGCGUCUCCGGCAACUGCCGCUCCGGGCGCUUCCAGCGGUGCUGGCUGCACUUCUUCAGAUGGUGUCCAAAGAAUCCAUCGAGACGGACCUUUGGCCCGUUCUCCGGCGUUCGACCGGACUGCUGGGAUACCAGAUCCGCGAAGUGGUGGAAGGGUCGACUUCCUCCUCCUUGGAGGACUUCGACUUUGAUGCUCUCGGAGAGGUCUUCUACAUUUGUGCUGCCAGCAACUUCCAGGAUGUGGCCUUUUUCGAAUCCAGCGAAGCGUGGCUCCUGAAACAGCACCAAUCGACGGAGUUCAAGCCCUUGACUUUGGUGCAUCUUCUCCACUCCGCAGCAGUGCUUCGAGUGGCCAAGGGUCGACUGUUGCACCUCUUGGUCGCUGCCUCGGUGCAACGGAUCAACCACUUCGGAGCCUUCGAGGUGCUUGGCUUCCUGGAUGCCGCCGCCCUUCUACAGAGAGAGGCUGAUCAGCCCUCCCCGGCGGAGUUCCUGGAACACGUGGAAGGGCCACCGCCCUCCGGCGUGGGCGAGGAGGCGCUCCAGGAGGCGUUGGCUCGGGUCGUCGCCCUUUUGCCUUCUCUGGAUGACGAUGAACUGCGACCCUUCGUCCCGCUCUUGCGGUCCAUGCGCCUUCCCUCAGGACCGCGAGCGGAGCGCAUCUACCAGGAAGCGGCUGAUCGCGGACUGGAUGAAAAGAAACAGUGCAGCGGCCCAGCGUCUCAACGUUUCAGGGAGUGUCACCUGUAACAGUUGAUUUAAGAUGAUCAUAUAGUUCAUUAUAGUUCCAC